Messenger RNA from Cloeon dipterum, 4252 nucleotides. RefSeq names its product elongation of very long chain fatty acids protein baldspot (gene Baldspot). The record is from RefSeq and is a predicted model, not a curated record. Gene Ontology annotation, molecular function: fatty acid elongase activity. Lineage: Eukaryota; Metazoa; Arthropoda; Insecta; Ephemeroptera; Baetidae. The transcript is spliced from 2 exons. Bases 235 to 1173 code for a protein of 312 amino acids. Gene Ontology annotation, biological process: fatty acid elongation, saturated fatty acid; fatty acid elongation, polyunsaturated fatty acid; fatty acid elongation, monounsaturated fatty acid. Gene Ontology annotation, cellular component: endoplasmic reticulum membrane.
UGGGAUUGCCGCCGUUCGUUGGCUGCCUGCGUCCGCCGCCGCCGCCGCCGAUCGCCGAUUCCGCCGCCGCCGCCGAGGCUAAAGGUGCGUCCAGGAGCUGUCGGUGUUGCAGAGCAGAGAUCAGUCAGUGGGAGCCGCGAGUGCAGACGGACGCACGCACGGAGUCGAAGCAAGCGAGUUGCACACGGCGUACGUACACACACCGGCCGCCUGCCUGCCUGCCUGCCCUGCACCAUGACGUACCUGGACCUGACGGUGCCCAACUACUCGUACGUGUUCAACUUCGAGGAGGAGUUCGUGCACCAGGACACGCGAGUAUGGAUGAUCCAGAACUGGAAGAACGGAUUCUACUACGUCGGCAUCUACAUGAUCCUCAUCUUCGGCGGGCAGCACUACAUGCAGAGUCGGCCCCGCUUCCAACUCAGGGGCGUGCUCGUCAUGUGGAACACGGCCCUCGCCUGCUUCAGCAUCGUCGGCGCCUGCCGCACCCUCCCAGAACUGCUGCACACCCUGCGCAACCACGGCGUCUACAACUCGGUCUGCAUUCCUAGUUACAUCCUUCACGACAAGGUGAGCGGCUUCUGGACGUGGAUGUUCGUGCUGUCGAAGCUGCCCGAGCUGGGCGACACGGUUUUCAUCGUGCUGCGCAAGCAGCCGCUCAUCUUCCUGCACUGGUACCACCACAUCACGGUGCUGCUGUACAGCUGGUUCUCGUACGCCGAGUACACGUCGUCGGCGCGCUGGUACGUCGUGAUGAACUACAUCGUGCACUCGAUCAUGUACACGUACUACGCGCUGCGGGCCAUGGGCUACCGGCCGCCCAAGCAGUUCGCCAUGUUCAUCACGGCGUCGCAGCUGUCGCAGAUGGUGGUCGGCUGUCUGGUCAACUACUGGGCCUACCAGUACCUGCAGAGCGGCGAAGAGUGCCACAUCAGCCUGACCAACAUCAAGCUCUCGUUCACCAUGUACCUGAGCUACGCCAUGCUGUUCGCCAGGUUCUUCCACAAGUCGUACCUCUCGGACGGCGGCAAGGGCGCCUCGGCCGCCAACGUGCCGGCCCGCGUCCACUCGGCGGCCAACGGCGUCAAGUACGACAAGCUCGGACAGGAGGACAAGGUCAACGGACACCAGUACGGCCUGCUCACCGGCCAGCAGCGGAGCAAAUUGGAGUGAAAUUAAUUAGAACACCCACUCACACACGCAUCCACCACUUAAGAACACCUUCACCACCCUCCCCUCCAUUUCAUUUUCGAACCGAGGAAUUUUGUCGGAGGCUGAGAAGAAAGCGCGAACCGAGGGAAUUGGAUUUAUUUGGUGUGAGCCGAUCGGAGCCCAAUUCGAUAGGGUUUCGCGGCAGCCAUAAAAAGAAGGAGAAUAUCUAAAGAAAUGCAUUUAAAUAAACGGGGACAUGUUUGCAUCAAAUUCUCUGCCGUGGAGUGUAUUUCCAAAUGAUCAAAUUGGUAAUUCCUUACUUUUUAUCCGGCUUCCUGAAGAAACAGCAGGAUCUUUUCUUUAAAAUUCGCGGAAGAAUUCGUUUAAACCGUUGAAAUGACGCAAGAAUUCUUUAAUCAACGCUGAUUGGCCGACGCAAAUCGCAUGUCAACAGCUGCCGCGGUUGCCUAGCAACAGUGUAAACGUGUUGUGAAUUGCGCGGGAGAUGCUGACCUGCGCUUUCGUCAGCCAAUCAGCGUUGAGGAUUCUUGGAGCAAAGAAUUAUUUUCGCUAAACAGAAGGAAAUGCACUCUAAAAGACGAUUGAUUAUCAUUUUUUACUUAAAAUGAAUUCGCUGACUAAUAAACUCACGUAUUUAUCCUCAAAUAACCGCGUCAAGAAUUCAUUCCUUUUCCGCCAACCCCUUCAAAACAUUCCUGCAACUCCGAUUUCCCUCGGCCGAAGCUUUUCCCGUCGUCUUUCGGUUCUAUUGCCCAAAACCGUGAGCAACUUUCACUCGCAGAAGACGCGUUUCUUUUCACAUACACACACGUAAACACUUAACAAAUCGGAUGCUGCAAGUGACCCCGUUCUCACUGGGCCGAUUUGCAUCCGCUGCCAUUCAUUCGUUGGAGCGAGCGUCGACGAUGGCAAUUGUUUAUCCUGUAAUAACGCUAAUCGAGUGCCCCCAGCCGCAGCAGCAGCAGCUCGAAAUUGAACGACACACGAGCCAAUAUUGUAAAAGGACAUGGUCGGGCGAUUCUCUCUCUCUCUCCCUCUCUCUCGCGGGCGCUCUCCGCGCGCACGUGUCAACGGCACAAAAUUGCUGUCAUCGCGCGUGUUUCACUCUUUUCUUUUAAUUGUUUUCAUUCCAAGUCGAGGGGAUUCGUCCGCGUAGUAUAAUAUUUUGAGACUGUGAUGCUUUUUGAGCUGGCUCCGUGUAAAUUCCAAAGCACCAACCAGCAGGCUAAAAAAUUGAUUGGCUCAUUUUCUCCGGAACACCCGGCUGGUUUCCGGAUUUCUUUCAUUUUUUUUCGGUUUAGUUCAGUUAAGCGCAACGGCUCUUCACUUUUGUUGUUACGUUUAGUAAUUUAUGGAGUAGUCGCGGAGUAUAAUUAAUUAUUAUUAUUAAUUAUUCUAUAGUUCACCGUUCGUGGAGGUAGCACACAGUUUCCGAGUGAAAAAGGACACAAAAUUUCUCAGCAUUUACAUACGUAUUUCCCAUUUUCGGAAUUCUUCAACCGCCGUCCGCCUCCAGAGGGCGCAUUUAUGUGUGCACAAAGGGUCGGCGUGGCCCUCGGGGGCCGGCGGGGGCGUUCAGGCACAUCCGAUCGAUACACUUAGUCCUGCUAGACGUGAGCAUUAGACGGUUAUAUAAAAUAUAGCUUCGAUAGAUUGGUCCGUGUGUGCGCGUGUAUGUACUUGGCUUAACUCAGAAAAGUAAGCAGAAAGAAAAAAUGACGUACUUGUACUUGUAAAUCGGGCACGCGACCUUUGUCUCCCCGCGGAAUCCGUCGCCAUCUUGGUUCCGACUCGCUAUUGGUCUUGGAAAAACAACCUUUUCCCGCCAAAAGAGUCCCGUGCUUCUUGUAAAUUGCUUCUAUUGAGCAGAAAACCGAUUGUUUGGUCUCAAUUCGCAGCUGAAGAGUCGAUCUAUCGAUUUAUAACGGCGGAGACGCAUUAAAUUGAGAAUAAAAUCACGAAAAUUAGAGAAAGCAGCAAGAAUUCUUAGCUUGAAGAAUUCUUUACGCUGAUUGGCUCAGCGCGACGCAUGUCAACAGGUUGCACGGUUGCCUAGCAACAGCGUUAAAGUGUUUAGAAUUGCUGACGAGCGCGUUCGUUAGCCAAUCAGCAUCGAGGUUUCUUCGAGCAAAGAAUUUUUGCUGUUUUCUCCGAUUAUUGGUGUCUUCUUGCAGCUGUAGAGUUCAUUUAUCGAUUUAUAAUCCCAGAAAUUCAUUUAAAUCAAUUUAAUCACGAGUAUUGGAGAAAAGCUGCAAGAAUUCUCGACGCUGAUUGGCUGAGCGCAACGUGCCAACAGCUUCCCGGUUGCCUAGCAACAAGAAUCGUGAAUUGCGCGGGAAAUUGUGACAUGCGUAUUGCGUUCAAAUCCAAGAAUUCUUUUAAUUCUUGUUGUUAAUCGACUUUUAAUGCGUUUCUGCGAUUACAAAUUGAUAGAAAAGUAGAAAACAAUUCCUUAUAGAGACAUUUUUUUAUCUGGCGGUCGAAUUCCAGCAGGGGAAAAGGCGGUGUCCGUCACUUCACUCAUACUUAUUACACAAUGACUGUAUAUGCUAUGCAUACGACAUCGGCUUUGCGAUUGGUCGGCGUGUAAUUAACUAGCUUAAUUAUUAAAGUAAUUAUACCGGCGCCGUCUGGGCACUUUUCGCGGCCCUUCGGCUUUUUUGAUAAGCAUGAGAGCGAUGCAUGAAAAUAAAUAAAUAAAUAAUGUCACGUGCAUAGAAAGGCUCUGUGAUUUGAUGUUGAUUAGUUAAUUUUUUGUUUUCCGAUUGAUCGAGUCAAUCGCAUUCGUUGUUUUUAACCAGCAGGCAUUUUGAGACUUACGCUCGAUUCGCAUUUUUAGUCCUCUCAGAAACGGCACACACCCACCCACACACACACACAUAACUCAUGUAUAACUCGGAGCGAUCGCGUCGUAUUAUGAAAUAAAAUUAUACAAAAAAAAUAAAAUGGUGUAAUUCUUACUGUGUAAAACUGCAAAUUCCUGUGUACAUACAUAACGUAUUUAAAAUUACAGCUGCCAAAUUAUUGUGCUUCACAGCGAAAUGAAAUAAAGAGAAACACUCGAAAAUUUGAUCUUGAA